AUGUGUCUCGUAGUGGAUUGUGUUGAACGUUGUGUUAAAUUGGUGAAUAAUGAUCAUGAUAAUCCCAAGUAUUGUUUACUUCAGAAAUUAACAGAGAAACAAUUGAGUACGUUUGGAGUAUUGUUAUCGAAGUGGGAACUGGAAGAUGAUGAUUAUAUACAUUGUGAUAUAUGCGGUGAGUAUUAUAAGGGUUCGUGCCGAGUACAUCCGUUGUAUAUGGUUCGUGAGGAUAAUAAGCCACGAGCUGAACAAACGUUACCGGCAUUCUUUGAGAUCAGAACAUCCAAAAUACCAAAAGCCGGAUUGGGCGUAUUCGCUAAAAUGGACAUCCCUACUGGACUUGUCUUCGGUCCUUAUCAAGGUGCGUCACUGAGAAUUAUGCUAAUCUUACGAUUAAUCAAGUAUAAUUAG
This is a messenger RNA of Anisakis simplex (herring worm), 411 nucleotides long. Lineage: Eukaryota; Metazoa; Nematoda; Chromadorea; Rhabditida; Anisakidae. The record is from the annotation of a GenBank genome assembly.